This is a messenger RNA of Lachnellula hyalina, 2091 nucleotides long. It is a transcript of the gene LAC1, whose product is annotated as Laccase-1. The record is from RefSeq and is a predicted model, not a curated record. The transcript has 2 exons. The coding region runs from base 1 to 2091 and encodes 696 amino acids. NCBI's taxonomy places the organism in Eukaryota, Fungi, Ascomycota, Leotiomycetes, Helotiales, Lachnaceae. Gene Ontology annotation, molecular function: oxidoreductase activity; copper ion binding.
AUGGCUUCGCAUAAAUACGAAGCUGCGCCUCGCCAUAGCGGUGACCUUAACCAUUUGGAGAUGCAAGAAAGAGAUGACGGCGACGGCUUCGAAGAAGAAACACAGCAGCGACUUCUGGCAGGCGAGGACGUCGAGGCUGCAGAAGAACUUGACUACAAGGUGGAAUGGCAUCUGCGAACAAUAUGGGCCGUGCUUGGCUCGGUUUUAGCUGCAGGGCUUGUCUUCACUGCGAUGGUGCUUUUCACGAAGCACUUCAUCGUCUCUGACAAGCCGAGUGAUGAAGAUAUGGAAAUGUCUGGCAUUGGAAGCUUCCGCCGACCAGCGAGUGACUACAUCCUCGAUCCCUCCUGGGACUUUGACGCAGAGCGGAAGGUCAGAGCAUACAAGUGGACGAUCACAGAUAUCGUGGGGAAUCCAGAUGGAGUCUUUAGGCCUAUGCUUACGAUCAACGGCCUAUUUCCAGGGCCUAUGAUCGAAUGCAACGAGGGAGAUACUCUAGUAAUUGACGUGGAUAACCAGAGCGUCAACGCAACAUCCAUACAUUUCCACGGCAUCUAUCAAAAUGGAACAAACUGGAUGGAUGGCACAGCAGGCAUUACCCAAUGCCCUAUUGCCCCCCAACGCAAAUUUCGGUACGAAUUCACUGUUACUGCGCAGUCCGGAUCAUACUACUAUCACGGGCAUCAGGCUGUCCAAGCAUCCGAUGGGCUGUAUGGACCUCUUGUAAUUCAUGGGAAGGACGAGAAGAACCUGCAGAAAAUCCCAUACAAGACAGACCGAGUCAUUAUGCUCCAGGACUAUUAUCACGACCUCAGUAGUGGACUGCUUGUCAGCGCACUGGAGCCAGGCAGCGAGGCUUCUCCAAUCCCAAAUGGAGCCCUUAUCAACGGCUUGAACCAACGAGACUGUUCUGAGCUACCGCAUCGAAUGUGCGACAACUCGUCCUGCAGUCGCCCGUUCUUUGGUUUGACUGCCAACGCAAACCAUCGCCUUCGCUUUAUUAAUGUUGGUGCAUUUGCCUGGUUUCAAGUGAGCGUUGACGAGCAUGGAUUUGCUGUCACCGAGGCAGACGGGACGGAUCUUAUCCCGGCUUAUGAGACGAGAUUGAUCAUUAGUCCAGCCCAGAGAUAUAGCAUAAUUUUGAAUACGAACCAGUCUUCCGCGGAGUCGUUUUGGCUUCGUGCAAAGAUGGUCACUCACUGCUGGAAAAAUCCAGAGCUUCCAGGCCCGGGUGCGGACGAAGUUCAAGCUGUCAUCCAAUACACGAAGCCGGGUGGAAGAAAGUUAACCAAGUCCGUAAUGCCCCUACCAAGUUCCGAGAACUGGAAGCAAGGAAUGGAAGUGCAAUGCCGCGAUAUGAACACAACUUCGUAUGUUCCCGCCAGCGUCGAGCCUGCUCCUGUGGCCGCGGAUUUCAGCUAUUACCUUCGUUCCAAUCUUGAAAUAGGCGACUGGCGCCUGGAACGAGGAUUUUUCAAUACCUCGACACUGCGACCAAAUCUACAACAACCGACCCUGCAUCGCUCAGUUGAAGGUUUGACCAGCCGAAAUGAUACAUUUACCACCAGCAGCAACAUAAAUGGUGUCAAUUCUGUGGCAUAUGACCUGAAGAAUGAUUUCGUGAUCCAACAUACGGGAAUCAAAACCGUGGAUCUCAUUAUUCAGAACUUUGAUGAAGGAAACCACCCUAUGCACUUACAUGGCCACAAAUUCUACGUGCUUGGUCAAGGGCACGGCAUGUUUCCUGGUUAUGAAUUUUUGGGACUGCAACCAGAAGGCAAGGGCAUUCUGGUUGGCCAUGAAGGCGCUUUGGAUAACUUGAUCCGGAGAGAUGUAGCAACUGCUGAAGGGUUUGGCUGGCUCGCUUUAAGAUUCGUAGCAGACAACCCGGGAGUCUGGGCUUUCCAUUGCCACAUGGCGUGGCACUCGGAAGCUGGUCUGGCUAUGCAAUUCCUCAGUCGGGUUAACGAAGUUGCUCAAUGGGAAAUUCCAGAAGCAAACCGCGAUCUUUGCACGGCGACUGUGGAGGAAUUGGAGAGAGGAGCUGCCCCAAAAGAUAGUAUUUGGUACGGAUUUGGUAUUGGCGGAUGA